This is a messenger RNA of Maudiozyma saulgeensis, 1779 nucleotides long. The record is from the annotation of a GenBank genome assembly. NCBI's taxonomy places the organism in Eukaryota, Fungi, Ascomycota, Saccharomycetes, Saccharomycetales, Saccharomycetaceae.
AUGUCUGAAGCCGAUGCUACUAAGAAGGUAACCGAAGGUGUUGCCAACCUACAUUUGGAUGAAGUUACCGGUGAAAUGGUCUCUAAGUCUGAAUUGAAGAAACGUAUUAAGAUGAGACAAGUCGAAGCUAAGAAAGCUGCAAAGAAGGCUAACGCUAAGCCAGUUGCCGCUCCAAAGAAGAAGAAGGAUGAUGCUUUAGCUGAUUUAGAUCCAUCCCAAUACUUUGAAGCUAGAUCUCGUCAAAUUCUAGAACUAAGAAAGAGUAAUGAUCCAAACCCUUACCCACAUAAAUUCCAAGUUUCUAUUAGUAACCCUGAAUUUUUAAAGAAAUACGCUUAUUUGAAGAGAGGUGAAACUUUACCAGAAGAAAAAGUCUCUAUUGCUGGUAGAGUCCAUGCUAAGAGAGAAUCUGGUUCUAAAUUGAAGUUUUAUGUCAUUCAUGGUGAUGGUGUCGAAGUUCAAGUGAUGUCUCAAUUACAAGAUUAUGGUAUCGAAGCAAAUUACGAAAAAGACCAUGAUCUAAUUAAGAGAGGUGAUAUUGUUGGUUUCGAAGGUUACGUUGGUAGAACUCAACCAAAGAAAGGUGGUGAAGGUGAAAUCUCCGUCUUCGUUAGCCGUAUUGAAUUAUUGACCCCAUGUUUACACAUGCUACCAGCUGAUCACUUCGGUUUCAAGGAUCAAGAAACCCGUUACAGAAAACGUUACUUAGAUUUGAUUAUGAACAAGGACUCUCGUGGCCGUUUCAUUACUCGUUCUAAGAUCAUCAAGUUUAUCAGAAAGUUCUUGGACGACAGAGACUUUAUUGAAGUUGAAACUCCAAUGAUGAAUGUUAUUGCUGGUGGUGCCACUGCUAAGCCUUUCGUUACUCAUCAUAAUGAUUUGAACAUGGACAUGUUCAUGAGAAUUGCUCCAGAAUUAUUCUUAAAGGAAUUAGUUGUCGGUGGUAUGGACCGUGUUUAUGAAAUUGGUAGACAAUUCAGAAAUGAAGGUAUUGAUAUGACUCACAACCCUGAAUUCACCACUUGUGAAUUCUAUCAAGCUUAUGCUGAUGUCUAUGAUCUAAUGGAUAUGACCGAAUUACUAUUCUCCGAAAUGGUUAAGGAAAUUACUGGUUCUUACAUUGUUCAAUACCACCCAGAUCCAAAUGACACCGAAAAGACUUAUGAAUUGAACUUCACUAGACCAUGGAAGAGAAUCAACAUGAUCGAAGAAUUAGAAAAGAGAUUCGAUGUCACUUUCCCAGCUGGUGACGAACUACAUACCGCUGAAACCGGUGAUUUCUUAAAGAAAUUAUUGAUUAAGCACAAACUUGAUUGUCCUCCACCUUUGACCAACGCAAGAAUGCUAGAUAAGUUAGUUGGUGAACUAGAAGACACAUGUAUAAAUCCAACUUUCAUCUUUGGUCACCCACAAAUGAUGUCUCCAUUGGCUAAGUACUCCAGAGAUCAACCAGGUCUAUGUGAACGUUUUGAAGUCUUUGUUGCUACUAAGGAAAUCUGUAAUGCUUACACUGAAUUGAAUGAUCCAUUUGACCAAAGAGCUCGUUUCGAAGAACAAGCUAGACAAAAGGAUCAAGGUGAUGAUGAAGCUCAAUUAGUCGAUGAAGUAUUCUGUAACGCUCUAGAAUAUGGUCUACCACCAACUGGUGGUUUCGGUUGUGGUAUUGAUAGAUUGGCUAUGUUCUUAACUGACUCUAACACUAUUAGAGAAGUUCUAUUAUUCCCAACUUUGAAACCAGAUGUUCUAAGAGACGAGACAAAGAAGGAAGAAAAGGCUUAA